Molecule: messenger RNA, 1023 nt
Organism: Rotaria sordida
Lineage: Eukaryota; Metazoa; Rotifera; Eurotatoria; Philodinida; Philodinidae
Source: the annotation of a GenBank genome assembly
AUGGCUGAAUGGGGAAAAGGUGAUCCUCGUUGGAUUGUAGAAGAUCGUCCAGAUGCUACAAAUCCAAAUAAUUGGCAUUGGAAAGAAAAAAAUGCUACACAAUGGUCAAAAGAUAAAUUAAAUGAAUUAUUAGUUGGACUUAAAAUUGAAAAUGAUGAAUAUACUUGUGAAAUAAAAGAAUUAAAACGAUGUUCCGGUGAAGCAUCAGCUAAUAAUCGAAAAGCAAAACUUGUUUUUCUUUAUGAAUGGCAUAUCGAAGGUAAAUGGGAAGGAUCAAUGCAUACAGGAGAAAAUCGAACAACAUAUGAAGGUUCAUUUGAAAUACCAAAUUUAUCUGAUGAAAAUAAUAUUGAUGAAGUUAAUAUAACAUUUUAUGCUGAAAAAUCAAAAGGUGAAAAAUUAAAAGAAAUAAUGAAAAAACACGGUGAAUCAUUAAUACGACAAAAACUUGCUGAUUAUAUUCGUUUACUUAAAGAAGAAUUUUCUCAAGGACUUAUUUUACCAACUAAAAAUACUCUAAUAACUACUAAUACACAAUCUAUAUCAUCAAUAAAUAAUUCCAAACCUAUUAUCCAUACACAAUUACCAAUCAAUCAAAAUAAAUCAUCAAUUAUGACAAUGCGUGAUAUAAAACUUCAUGAUACAUUUAAAUGUACAAAAAAUGAAUUAUUUAAAGCAUUUUGUGAUAUGAAUAAAGUUAAAGCAUUUACACAAAAUAGUGUUUCACAAUAUGAUUGUAGAAAAGGUGGAUUUUUUUCAUUAUUUAGUGAUAAUAUAACAGGACGUUUUAUUGAUAUUGUACCUUAUGAUCGUAUUGAUAUGUUAUGGCGUUUUAAAUCAUGGCCUAGUGAUCAUUAUUCACAUGUUUCAUUAUUAUUUUAUGAUGGUACUGAUGAGACAAAACUUGUUAUACAACAAACAGGUGUACCAAGUCAAUUUUAUGAUAAUACAGUGGAAGGUUGGAAACGUUAUUAUUUAGAAAGUAUUAAAUCAACAUUUGGUUAUGGAUCACGACUGCUUUAA